Cladocopium goreaui is the source of this 1171-nucleotide messenger RNA. The record is from the annotation of a GenBank genome assembly. Lineage: Eukaryota; Dinophyceae; Suessiales; Symbiodiniaceae.
AUUUGAUCCCUAUCAAGCCAUGCCAAAGUAUAGUGAAAUUUCUACGCAGGCGGAGAGUCCUGCUGACCAGAAGCUGUAUGACAAGACUGAUCUUCCAAGCUGGUGUGCGCACCCAUUGGCAGUGCCAUCCUCGCAGCCCAACAUGUUGAUCUUCCCUGGCGAGAUGACUCACUAUGCCGGGAUGCUUGCAGAUGCCCGACAGCUGCCCUUGGUCCAAGAAAUGAUGGAGCUUGCGACGGAGACCUUUGAUUUUGAUUUGCAACGUGUGUUUGAAGAGUGCAUGGAAGCCGAUUGCGCAAGCAGGACAGACAGACGUCAGAUGCUGGCUUAUGUUGCUGAUUGUGCUGCAUAUGAGCUCUUCCGCGAGCAGCAGCCAGAGGUUGCGUCUACUCCUCGUGCCGUCGCUGGCUUCGCUGUCGGGGAGUUUGCUGCGCUGGUGGCUGCGGGCGUCAUGUCCUAUGAUCAAGGUCUCACAGUCGUGAAGGCUCGGGCAGAGGCCAUGCAGAGAUGGGUUGAUGACGAACAGAUGGCGGCGAUUGCGGUCUUCGGACUGGAAGAGGAGCAGCUCAAGGGUUUGUGCGCCAGUGUUGAUCCAGGCAGUAAACUGGCACAGAAGGUCUUCAUUUCCCACUGCUGGGGUCGCAAGGGCUUUGUUUGUUCCGGGACUUCAGCUGCGGUUGAGCAGCUGGAAAAACUCGUUGAGAAUCAGGCUCAGCAGGAGGUUUUGUACACCGAACGCAUUGAGAGCUGCGUUGAUGCAGGACAUACGCCUCUUGCAACAGCUGUCGCUGCGGAGGUAGAGGAAGUCAUCAACAACAUCGCAAUGAAGCCACCGCAGUGUGAGGUUUACUUCAAUUGCGGCAUUCGAGUAGCAGCUGGGGAGGAUCCCUCGGUCUUUGCACCAUAUCUCAUUCAGCAGCUGGUCAUGCCCCUACGCUGGGACAUCACAAUCAACAGCAGCUUACAGCGUGGAAUCCGUCGCUUCUACGAGUGUGGCCCAGGGCAUAGCCUUAAGGACUUAAUGAUGUUCAACACCUUCACAAGUCAAUCGCAGACCAUCAGGCCCGUUGAGUUGACUACUGGAGUGCACUGCUGAGCCAGCUCAAGGUAGGCAUCGAUUGACCAUGUGUAAAUUUGCUGUGCGGAAAAGUCAUGGGCGCUGCAAAGAAAA